Messenger RNA from Exophiala dermatitidis NIH/UT8656, 2621 nucleotides. Its product is annotated as SHO1 osmosensor. Bases 661 to 1575 code for a protein of 304 amino acids. The transcript has 4 exons. Gene Ontology annotation, molecular function: protein binding. NCBI's taxonomy places the organism in Eukaryota, Fungi, Ascomycota, Eurotiomycetes, Chaetothyriales, Herpotrichiellaceae. The record is from RefSeq and is a predicted model, not a curated record.
UGCAUUUCAAGUUGCUGGCCAUCCCUUCGACCCCCGUCGCAUUCGGGCUGCACUGGCAGGCAAACUCUCUUCCUCUCCCGCCCUCCGAGUCCCCUUCGUGUCUCCAUCCCCGAUACCACCAACUUGAACUACCAGUACCACCGCCAAACUGCGCCUUCAUCCCCUUUCAUGCGCGUUUCCUUUCAAUCCUCGAUCUCGUCCUCCAAUUGAUUCUUCUUCCUUAAUUCGAUUCCUCAUUCUUCAACCCUAGUAUCUCCAAAACCACCGAAAAUCAUCGCCGCCUACACUCGUUCAGGCUCCAGCUUUUUGCCUUCAGAACUCUUCGACCAACUCCAUUGUUGAGUGUAGGACGCCCAUUGUCGAUCAUUAUUCUUUGACUCGUCCAUCCGACUCUUCGUUUCUCAGUCUUGAUCGGCAACUGUGUUGCUGGCAUCUAUUUCUUGUUAGCCGAGUGCAGACGACCACCCGGACCACACCACCACCACCGCCAACGUAAAGCACAGCCCAUUUACGCUCGGUCCUCUUCCCAGCCAACCUGCGCCUGGACAUAAACCUCCUCAUACUUGACGACAACGCUUUCAGUCGUGCCGACUUCUUUGUCUGCGCCAGUUUGCUUGCAUUGGCGAUUUUUCUGGACAGUCGCCCCUUUGCCAAACCUUCAUGCCCACAUACGGAACUCCCUAUUCUCCGUCUCUGAAGAAGCACAACAUGUUGGAAGCUCGAAGAGGAAACAGGGUCGACUUCGGCCACAUUGUCGGUGAUCCAUUCGCGUUGGCGACCAUAUCUAUCAGUCUGCUUGCGUGGUUAAUUGCCUUUAUUGCCUCCAUCAUUGCCGAUAUCCAGGAUCCUUUCCCAAAAUAUGCGUGGUGGACGGUUGCCUAUAUGCUCUGCUGUAUCUUGGGGGUUGCCUUUGUUUUCGCGACGAACUCUGCCAAUACCUACGCGAUUGCCGUUGUUGGUUACCUCGCUGCUGGCCUUGUCAUGACAACAUCUGCGGUCAAUUCCCUUGUUUAUCAGCCUCAAGGGGCCAUGGAAGCAGCAGCCGCUGGCCACAUCUUGUUGUCUAUAGUUGCUAUUGUUUGGAUCUUCUAUUUCGGCUCCACACCAUCAGCCGCCCAUCGCGAGUUCAUCGACCAAUUUGCCCUGCACAAAGACCGCAACUCCUUCCGAGGUCCUGCACCCAAUAUGACCAAUGCCUACGACCGUCCCCAAACCACAGCUUCUGCCCAGCCUCCGCAGAUGUACACUUCGGCUCAACUGAAUGGCUUCGAAACAUCGUCUCCAGUUUCUGGAUAUCCAGGGGGACCUGCAGGCGCGGGUGCUCGGCCAUCUGUACCACCAGGCUCUAAUCCGAGCACUUCUCCUGCGGCACAAGACGUGUCCCAACCCACAGAGUACCCCUACCGGGCGAAAGCCAUUUACAGCUACGAGGCAAAUCCGGAUGACGCCAACGAGAUCAGUUUCAGCAAGCAUGAAAUCCUGGAAGUAUCAGACGUGAGUGGUCGUUGGUGGCAAGCAAAGAAAGAGAACGGCGAGACGGGUAUUGCACCUAGCAACUACCUGAUCUUAUUAUGAGGCUACACACCAGAGUUGAGCUCGUUUUGCAGCCACGAUGGGUACGAGAGGCCCGAAGAGGCUCUUGUCAGCAUCCUCUAACGACCCGUUUCACGACUUUCCUUUGCACUUCUCUUUUGCACCGACCUUUUAUUCGUCGACGAGCCCAUGUGCUGGUUAAACUACCGACUAUGCUCUCUACCCACAAAACUUCUGGACAAAUGUCAGACCAGGACUUCGGAUACGUGGAUUUUGACUUCGCUUCCAAGCUGCAACGAUACAUGGCAGACGUUUGAACUUUGGGUGGUUCUUUCUUCAUUUGGUCUACGAUGCAACGGUUUGGGAUUCUCAGGCAAACAGUGUACAGGCGUAAUGGCGCUACGAAGGGAGGUGAACCGUCCGAGGGCUUUACAAACUCAAAGGAGAUUAUUCUUUGGGCCUGAUUGGGGCCGGACUAUCCUUUCUUUAUUCCCUACUUUUUCAUUCAUCGUUCUGAGACGAUCCGAACGAAACUGUACCCAUUGUCCGUGUGGAGAGAUUUACAGUGUUUGAGUUUGACGGGGCCUGCUGCGAAAACACGGAUUAGCUGGAGGACUCCAGCGCGGCUAGCGCAAGGACUGGCUCCCAGCGAGAGACAAGUUCGUCCUCCAGAUAGCAUAGAAAGAGCCUGGGGAUUUUAUUUCUGGGCUCUCUCUGAUUUCAAUGGGAAGGUCAUAUUGGUAUGACUGUGCCGAGAGAAAGUGCCCGGAACACAUUUAUGUAAAAUGAGCAACACCGAGUUACAGAGCCUUCAAGCUCCUAUUCCAGCUCCGUUGUGCUAGUAGGCAGAUAUGGAUGGAAUAAGUCGCAUUUCAAGUUCAUUGCUUAGCGGUCAAUUGAUGCAUGUUUCUCAUGAGCAAUAUAUCUCAUCAGAGGUGGUCAUAUCUCGCAUUGAUCCAGUUCUAACAGAACGGUCCACAACCACAGUCUGCGCUGGUAGGCUCGCGGCUGUGAUACAAUAAUGGAGCGUUUAUGUGCUGUGGCCCAUGCAACCAACAUAAUCCGCUACCUAGGUAUUUAUAUCCAGA